Linum trigynum is the source of this 2500-nucleotide messenger RNA. The record is from the annotation of a GenBank genome assembly. Lineage: Eukaryota; Viridiplantae; Streptophyta; Magnoliopsida; Malpighiales; Linaceae.
UAAGAGAGCUGAUUUUGGGUAAAAUUUAUGGAUCUAGAGAGAGAAGAGAGAUAAGCUGUAGGGAGAAGAAGAGAAUGAGAAGAAGAAGGAGCUAGGAGCAAGAAGGAUCUUCCCCAACUUCAAGUCUUCUUAUGUUUCUACCAUGUAUCUUCUUCCCUCCUUUAUGGAGUAGUCCUAUAAGGUACUAGGGGUUCUAAACCCCAAACCCUAAUUUUAGGAUUUAUGUAUGUAUGUAUGUAUGUAUGGAUAUUUUAGAUUUUGAAUGAAUGAAUGUGUUUGUCUGGUAGAUUCUUAAUGCCACUCUUUCCUAAAUGAUGACGCUUGGGAAAGUAUCCCCAAUCUUCCCUCUUAGUCUGCUUUAUGCUAACACGCUAGGUACGGAGUUCUAGGGUUAGACGGGUAUGUGCCAUCUGGCGAAUUUAGGUUAGAUGAGUGAAUGGGGGCCUAUAGUGGUCGAGGCGACCGAACCCCCUGCUAUAGGUAGCCUUCCUAGAUGAAACUCGGGAUGAAACCUCGGUGUGGACGGUGGAUAGUGUCCAUUGAACAUAAGCUUAAUGCACCAGAUACGAUAGCCUAGAUCGAGGUGAAUGAAACAUGGGUUUAGGGAGGUGUACUCGGAGGCGUGUGGAUAACGAUGAAGGCCCACUGAAAAGAGCACACUCUCCACAUUUGAUAAUCCUAAGUAUCUAUACAUGCAUAGUAUCCCUAAGAUAGGGGAGGAUUAGUUCUCGGAAGUAGCUGCUUUUAGCUUUGAUCAACCUCUAGACUAGUGUUUCCUCAUAUCCUUCAAUCAAAACCUCAAAAACCGAUUACCUAAUUAACAACAAGGUGGGAAGUAAGCUAGGGUACCAAGACCCGAGUAGAAUACGACCUUGAUUACCACUAUAUGGAAAUCACAUCCUAGGUUAAACUUGCCUUAGAUGGGAUAGUUGUUGGUACGUGCAAACCAUUGACAAUAACAUGGACGAAUUCAAGUGAUCAAGCUUUUUUGGCUCCGUUGCCGAGGAACCUUGGCAACUAGUAGAAAACCAUUAAGUUGUUAGUUUUUAUCUUGCUUUAGUUGUUGUUUUGUAUUGUGUUUAUGUUUGUGUUGUUGGUUUAUUUCGUUUUAAUUUUUUUCGUGCUUUUGUUUCGUAUUUUGUUUUCAUAUUCGUGUCUUUGUUUGUAUUUGUAUUUGCCACCUUUGUAUAUCACGGGUUGUUCAGGUUGUGUUUUGUAUCAUCGUUGUAUGCGAGGAAGGGAUUCCUUGCAAUAUGACCUCUAGAUUCGGAAAUCGAGAUAACCCUUUGGAAUCUAAGAAGAAUUACAAGACCUCAACCUCCCCCAAUGGCGGAGCAUCAACCUCAAGUGCCCCGAAGGCCAAGAACGACGGGAUUCUACUCUUGCCCAGGAACCAAGGAUAUUCAGUCCCCAAUACUAUACCCCGCCCUCACGGGGCAAGAGUGUGAGGUCACACCUGGAAUGAUUUCGAUGAUCAAGACCGAUUAUCAAUUCAAGGGGGCAAGGAGGAAAUCCCCCAUCAUCAUGUAGAGGAAUUUCUCCAUCUGAUCGAUGGGUUGAAUGUGAAUGAGGAUGCUAGGGAGUUUGUUCGCCUUCACCUUUUCCCCUUCUCACUAGUUGGGGAAUCCAGAAGAUGGUUCAUGAGUCAAACUCAUCACUCUAUCACUUCAUGGGAGGAGCACUGCGAUAAGCUUCCGAACAUAAUAUUUUCCUCCUUCGAAGACUGCGAGCAUGCGAGCGACUAUCAACACAUUUAAACAAGUGAUUCAAGAAAAUUUGGGGGAAGCAUGGGAGAGGUUCAUUGUUCUUUUAUACAAAUGUCCUCACCACGAUAUUGAAGAUUGGCGAAAAGUGGAAAUCUUCUUCAACGGACUAAAAAUCGAAUAAAAGAAUCGCAUAUUGAUGAUAGCGGGGGAAAUUUGAAGAAAAAGGAACCAAGAAUUGUCUUAUCCCUCUUUCAAGAUAUGGUGGAAACUGAGCAUGAUAGGAAGGAAAUACACGAGGAAGAUCAGCCCCGACUCACCGCUUGUCAGCAACCUUACCAAAGAAUGAAGAGAUCAAGCAACCUCCAUCACUCGAGCAGGGACAAGUUCUAAGCUCCUCACCUCUGUCAGGGAACUUGUUUAAGGAAAGAUCACCUUCGGAGAUGGAAAUUGGGGAACUCUCGUCAAUUUUACAUUCAGAAGCAAUCACUAGGGAUAAGAGUAUGGAUAUCUCCCCACGGGAGACGGAGGACCUAGAGGGUUGCCUAUCUCAUUUUCAGAAAAUUUUAAGGGAAAGCUUUGAUAGAACCAAGAAAGUGGAAGAACUUUUGGGAGCUCUACCAGCUAAUUUCCAAGAGUUGGAAAAGAAUCAAGAACGAAAUGAGAUGGGACUCCAAACUCAGCUAGAGAAAGUGUUGCAACUUUUGCAGUUAGUGACAGGGGACGAAAAGAGGAAGGGUAACGAGGAAACCACUCCCACGCUAGAGAAGAAUGGGGAACAAAUUAACACUAGAUUG